AUGGAGGGUAACCUACCAGCAAGUCCGGUCUUGGAACGUGACAUCCUGGAAGCAAACAACCGCCAAGAAGAGCGUCGGUUGAGUACCGAGAAUGCCCUGGCUAAUGCCCGGAAUCUGCUGCUUUCCCAGAUCGGAGACAAUGGUGACAAUAUGUUCACUCUACUGAUGCGCUUGGUAUCCAGAAUACUUGCCGAAAAGCCGAAAAAUGCCGUCGAACUGUUCGAAGAGUACUGCCGACUGGUCAAGCAGGGGCAUUUCAUCCAUCCGGACUACAAAAUUACAAAUGUCAAAGGAGCUGAAAACGAGCUGAAGGUGGACUUUGCCAACGUUGUGCUUCGCAAAAUCAAGUCGCAGGAAGGUCUUCGUCCUCCGCUGAACAUUGCCCAGCUUGCCCCGCUCUGGGCCCAGAUAGGUUUUGCCCUUCCUCCAUCCAUGGACUAUUUCAUUGACCGCCAGAUGGAGCUGCUGCGCCGUGGUGAAAAUGUCAAAGCCGUCCGCUUCUGGGGCACGGUUAUCACUUUGACCGGAAGCUACUACGUCAUUGAAUUGGAACGGGACAGCUUCGAAGCCGUCCAACUGGAGCUUCAACUUAGCCAGGAAAAGGCUGAAAUUGCCCGGGACGUUAUAGAGGGACUCAUCCGAAUGACCGUCUCGGAUGAUUCGAUCAUAUCCGACUGGUGCGGUGCCGAAUCGAUGGCCAUGGAAAUGAUCGAACAGAUUCUGGAGGCGGCCAUUCCCCCCGAUACGGACGAGCAGUUGGCAACGGCGGUCGCCAUUCCCGUCAUUGAUCGGAUCAUCGAGGAAGCGAUCGAUGAGGCUCAGGAACCGGAAGUAGAACUCAGCGUGAUGGGCAGCUUGGAUGUGGUUUCCUGCAGUGCCACGCUGGCGUCAUCGGAUUUGAGUUUGAACCAGCUAAAGUUCGCAUCGGCAAAAGCUCUGCUGGAGGUGAAAUUGAAUGUUUUUCGCUACUACGUCUGCAGUGAUCCGUUCGAUGGAGAUUGGUCCGAGUUGCCGGGGGUAAAUCUGGACAAGAUUAUCGCCUCCCGGGGCGCCAAACGUUUCUUCAAAGGGAAUUUGGAAUCGUCAGUUGGAAAAGUCACGGAACGCGACCAUCUUCGAACCGUUCUGACUCGCAUCUCAAUGGACCGGUUUGGGACGGAGCAGCAUGAUAAAUCAAACCCGCAACGGCGACAGUUCAUUUCCGACCGAGACGUGACCGUUUAUUACAAGGCCACCGGAUUUGCACGCGAAUGGCAAACAGCGUGUGCAGACGUGAAAAGUGCUCGCUGGCUUAAAUCCUUCACCUGGCCCGGGUCGUUCGUCUACGGGGCGGAGGAUUCUAUCUACUGUGGAUGGGGGGUGGAGGGAUUGUGCUUGUGA
Ochlerotatus camptorhynchus is the source of this 1380-nucleotide messenger RNA. RefSeq lists its product as uncharacterized. Gene Ontology annotation, biological process: cilium movement involved in cell motility; cilium assembly; axoneme assembly. Bases 1 to 1380 code for a protein of 459 amino acids. Lineage: Eukaryota; Metazoa; Arthropoda; Insecta; Diptera; Culicidae. The record is from RefSeq and is a predicted model, not a curated record. The transcript has 3 exons. Gene Ontology annotation, cellular component: radial spoke; axoneme.